AUGGCAACACCCGCCCUGGACAGCUCGCCCCAGCGAGGGAUCUCUGAGGCCUCCGGGAACUGGAGCACGGACCAAAACCCCCACCCCGCUGACGCGCAGUGUACCACUCACGAAGCUGCUGAGGGGACAGGGUGUCACGACCACGCUGCAGCUGCUGGCGCGAGCCACCACCGGAGCCACUCCUCUGCGAAGACCCGCGACCAGCACCACCCGCCACCCCCGCUGCCUCCCGCCGCCUCCGCCGCCUCCGCUACUGCCGCCGCCUCCGCCUCCGCCUCCACCGCCGCCUCCUCCGCCACCUCCGCUCCCACCGCCACCGCCGCCGCCACCUCCGCCUCCACUGCCGCCACCGACCCCUCCACCCCCACCACCACCCCCACUCCCCCCACUGCCGCCACCUCCACCUCCACCGCCCCCGCUCGCUCCUCCAGCGCCCUUGCCCCCCUUGCCUUUGCCAGAGCGGCGUCUCCCGCUAGGGGCAGACGCCACAACCGACCGACUCAAGACCAAGGAGGUCGGGCCGCAGCAGCACAGGCAACAGAGGGCAGAAGGGGGGAGGGGGAACACCCCUCAAAGAUGGGGGUGCGCGGGUCACCACGAGAGGCCCCUACAGCGACUAUGCUCUUCUCGGCCGCUAGGAGGGACUUCUCGAGGAGGUCAACAGUGAGAGUGGUAGGGAGGUGGCGACGCACAGCAAGACGUGCAGCAGCGUCGCGCGUGGCCCACUGGGAGCGAACAGUGGCGUCAGCAUCAGCAGCAGGGGCAGUGGAGGCGCCAGAGUGCAGUGGAAAGGCGCUGUGCUCACCAGACAGGGCAGGUCGGGCGGCCCGGAAGGAGGGCGGCGCGGCAGCUCGGCGGCUCAGCUGCUGGGCGGCUCGGCUGCUGGGCGGCUCGGCUGCUGGGCGGCUCGGCUGCUGGGCGGCUCGGCUGCAGGGCGGCUCGGCUGCAGGGCGGCUCGGCUGCUGGGCGGCUCGGCUGCUCUGCUGUCGGGCGGCUCGGCUGGUGGGCGGCCGGACGGCUCGGCUGCAGCGCGGCUCGGCGGCGGGGCGGCUCGGCUGCUCUGCUGCUGGGCGGCUCGGCCGCUGUAGAGGAGUGGCAGCGGGGCCGCUUGAUAGGGCGGCAGGGGCCGCCGCAGAGAAGCGGCGGGGCCGCUGGGUAGGGCGGCGGGGCCGCGAGAUAGGGCAGCGGGGCCGCGUGGUAGAGUGGCGGGGCCGCGCGAUGGGGCAGCGGGGCCGCGAGGAAGGGCGGCGGGGCCGCUAG
Messenger RNA from Closterium sp. Naga37s-1, 1260 nucleotides. The record is from the annotation of a GenBank genome assembly. Lineage: Eukaryota; Viridiplantae; Streptophyta; Zygnematophyceae; Desmidiales; Closteriaceae.